This is a messenger RNA of Echinococcus granulosus, 348 nucleotides long. RefSeq lists its product as hypothetical. The coding region runs from base 1 to 348 and encodes 115 amino acids. The record is from RefSeq and is a predicted model, not a curated record. The transcript has 3 exons. NCBI's taxonomy places the organism in Eukaryota, Metazoa, Platyhelminthes, Cestoda, Cyclophyllidea, Taeniidae.
AUGAAGUAUUUACAGUCUUUGGCUUCUCUGGGUUGGAAUAUCGACACUUUAUGGUGGGUAGAACUGACUACAAACAAAAAAAUGAGCGUUAUUUGUGCAUUUAACACUGAAAGUCUGAAAUUGCAUAGUAGUAAGGUUUUACUGAAGCAGUGGAAAAAGGACGUAGAACAACUUCUUUAUCCAUCAUUCCUAACAGUUAUUCCACUUCCAAAACUGUCCAGUGUUCCAGUCCUUCCAACUUUGAUUAAAAAUGAUCUACCUGCGCAGCCUAAAAAAUUAUUAUGUUUAACCCCAAUAAAUUUGCUUGCAUUCUCCCAAUUUGCUAUUUAUUUUCAAUCUUCUGUUUAA